AUGUCAACAGAACAAGACCUACGCAAUGGCUGCCACACUUACAUGUCGGGCACCCCCACUUCAUAUGGCUACGUUCCAUCGACCGCUGCGGGAGUUGUCUUCUGUAUCUUGUUCGGUCUCUCUACCAUUAUGCACAUAAUUCAGCUUGGUCGGUCUAGGAUCUGGUGGUGCAGCGUAUUUGUUAUGGGUGGACUGGUUGAAAUCAUCGGCUGGGCGGGCCGCGCUUGGUCCUCCCAAUGCCCGUACAACUCGACCGCGUUCCUCAUGCAGCUCUCGACACUAAUCAUUGCGCCUGUUUUCUUCACUGCCGGUGUCUACAUUAUUCUUGGCCGCUUGAUCCAGGUCUUUGGCCGCGACUGCUCCAUUCUUCGACCGAACCUAUAUCUUUGGAUAUUCUGUACUUGCGACGUGAUUUCCCUGUUUGUGCAGGCAAUUGGUGGCGGUAUGGCCUCAGCGGCAGUGAAAAAGGUCAACGGUAACACAGAACCGGGCACAAACACAAUGGUUGCAGGAAUAGUCUUCCAAUUGGCUUCCAUGAGCCUCUUUGUUGGUCUUGCAACCGACUUUCUGAUUCGAAUAACUAGACGGGGCAUGUUAAACGCUGGAAAGAAGUCCUCCAUUCCUAUACUAAGUGCCAUGACGCUGUCAUUGCUUUGCAUUUAUCUGAGGAGCAUAUACCGCACUAUAGAACUCUUACAGGGCUGGACGGGGUACCUUGUUACGCAUGAACGAUACUUCAUCGCGCUUGAUGGGGCCAUGAUGGUAAUCGCCGUUGGGGUUUUCAACUUUGUACACCCCGCUACUUUCUUGCCUCCAUCAUUAGCAGAGGAUGCUGGGGAGUGGCUGGAGAUAACACCAAGAUCUGAGUCGAGAAAAUAG
Fusarium verticillioides 7600 is the source of this 879-nucleotide messenger RNA. RefSeq lists its product as hypothetical. Lineage: Eukaryota; Fungi; Ascomycota; Sordariomycetes; Hypocreales; Nectriaceae. The transcript has 3 exons. Bases 1 to 879 code for a protein of 292 amino acids. The record is from RefSeq and is a predicted model, not a curated record. Gene Ontology annotation, cellular component: plasma membrane; fungal-type vacuole.